This is a messenger RNA of Cajanus cajan (pigeon pea), 876 nucleotides long. Lineage: Eukaryota; Viridiplantae; Streptophyta; Magnoliopsida; Fabales; Fabaceae. The record is from RefSeq and is a predicted model, not a curated record.
AUGAAAAAGAAUGAUGAUGGUGAGCUUAAGGAAAAACAUUGGAGUGAGUGGAGUGAUGAGGAAAAGAGAAGAGCCCAACAUGACAAAAGAGCCAAAAACAUCAUAACAUCUGCAUUGUCUAUUGAUGAAUUUUUCAGAAUUUCACAAUGCUUAUCUGCUAAAGAAAUGUGGGACACUUUGCAAGUCACUCAUGAAGGAACAAGUGAUGUAAAGAGAUCAAGAAAGCAUACUCUCAUUAGAGAAUAUGAGCUGUUUAGAAUGCAAAAUGGUGAAUCUAUUUCUGAUUUUCAAAAGAGAUUUACACACUUGAUAAAUCACCUUGUUGACCUUGGCAGGAAAUUUGAAAAGGAAGAGCUGAAUCUAAAAGUGCUGCAAUGCUUGGAUAGAUCAUGGCAAGCAAAGGUGACAGCCAUUGAAGAAUCAAAGGAUUUGACCUCCUUGACAUUAGCUACUCUCUUUGGGAAAUUAAGGGAGCAUGAGCAAAAGCUGCACAUAUUUGAUGAACAUGAGCAGCAAGAUAAGAAAGGCAAAGGAGUGUCAUUGAAAGCCUUGAAAUCUGCCAAAGGUAAAGAGGUGUGUGAAGAAACAAGCUCCGAUGAUUCCGAAACCGAGAACUUCAAUCUGCUGGUAAAGAAGUUCAGAAAGUUCAUGAGAAGAAAGAAGAAUUCCCCCUACAAAUUCAAUAAGAAGUCAAACAAGAAAGAGGAAGCAAGCACAUCCUCCUUUAAUUGCUUUGAAUGUGGUAAACCGGGACACAUGAAAGCUGAGUGUCCAAAUCUCUUGAAGAAGCAACAAGAGGAGAAGAAAAUUAAGAAAAAUGCAAAAGGAAACUUCAAGAAGCUUUUAUACAAAUUCAUGAAGAAGCUGUCAAAUUAG